AUGGACAACCGGCCCGCUUCCGAGUACGCACAGCCAGGUUCGCACCACCCAAGCACCGCUGCCGACGCACCUUCUGAACAAAAACCCGCAGACCAAACUUCUGCUGCUGCCAGCGCUCACUACACCCCGCAACCCGAGGUUCGCCCUGCACCACAGUAUACACCGCAGCCUGAGGGUCGGCCCGCCAAUAUCUCUUCGUCGAAUACCCCUCAGUCGGACUACGGUCUGAACCCUCCGACCGCUCGCUCGCCCGCCUACCAGGACUAUCUUCACCGUCCUCCCCAAUCCUACGCUCCCAACUCCCAACCCGGCGGUGCGGCAGGUAUGGCUCAAGCAACAAGUCCGUACACCAACACCUUGCCUACGGGCCCGCGCAGUCCGAACGUAAAGUCUGACGCGCCCGUUCCUAUAGAUCCUUCGCUUCCGGCCAAUAGCCCCACCUAUCCUCCCCCCUAUUCCCCCUAUCAACCUCAGGGGCACGAGAUGGCGCAGUACCAGGGUCAUCCCCCUCCGCCUCAACACAUGUAUGCGCGCCCGGAUUGGCCUCAUAGUUAUGGACAGCAGCAUCAUGGAUUGCCGGGGCCUUAUGCCUCCCCGGCCACAACGGUUGGUUCCGCCUCCCCUUUUACUGAUCGUGCAGGCCCACGCCCGCCCAAGGUCUACUCAUUCGUCCCAAUUCCUGGUGCACAGCAGCACAAGCGUCCCCGUCGUCGUUAUGAGGAAAUUGAGCGCAUGUACAAGUGUGGAUGGAAUGGGUGUGAGAAGGCAUAUGGUACUUUGAACCACUUGAACGCACACGUGACCAUGCAGUCGCACGGUGCGAAACGCACUCCUGAGGAAUUCAAGGAAAUCCGUAAGGAAUGGAAGGCUCGCAAGAAGGAGGAAGAGGCUCAGCGCAAGGCUGUCGAGGAGCGUGAGCGUGCUGCCGCUCAGGCUGCCCAGGCCAACCAGGUUGAAGCUCCUAAUCCCUCUGACCCAUCUCACGGACAGCCUCCUGCUUAUGCUGGCGGCGUCCGCCCUCAACUUCCUCCGAUCGGUUACCAGCCCGCGGAUAGCCAGGUCCCCAGCCAGUAUGGGGGUCCUCCUGGCAGUGGAAUGGUCUACCAGAACAAUGCACAGAUGGCCUACCCUCCCAACUACCCUCACUCUCCUUAUCAGAGCGGACCUGUGUACCCGCAACGUGAGUAA
Penicillium paradoxum is the source of this 1188-nucleotide messenger RNA. RefSeq names its product putative C2H2 transcription factor (Con7). The transcript has 3 exons. Bases 1 to 1188 code for a protein of 395 amino acids. Gene Ontology annotation, biological process: regulation of DNA-templated transcription. The record is from RefSeq and is a predicted model, not a curated record. Lineage: Eukaryota; Fungi; Ascomycota; Eurotiomycetes; Eurotiales; Aspergillaceae.